This is a messenger RNA of Erinaceus europaeus (western European hedgehog), 1751 nucleotides long. RefSeq names its product tubulin polymerization promoting protein (gene TPPP). Gene Ontology annotation, biological process: microtubule polymerization; positive regulation of protein polymerization; microtubule bundle formation. NCBI's taxonomy places the organism in Eukaryota, Metazoa, Chordata, Mammalia, Eulipotyphla, Erinaceidae. Gene Ontology annotation, cellular component: microtubule. The record is from RefSeq and is a predicted model, not a curated record. Bases 401 to 1018 code for a protein of 205 amino acids. The transcript is spliced from 4 exons. Gene Ontology annotation, molecular function: tubulin binding.
CGACACGGGCGGGGGUCGCGUGCAGACCCCCCCCCGGGCUCUGCGUCGCCCGGUCUCCCGGGACACCCAGGGGUGCGGGCUGGGGGACGGCCAGCCAGGCCACCUGCGUGCGCAGGGCUGGGGACGGGCGCGGGGAGGGGUGCAGGUGGACGCGGGGAGGGGUGCAAGGUGCAGGGCCAGGGGCGCGGGCAGCUGAGCCGGUGGAGCUCCGGCCGGGCCGUUCUGAGUGAGUUGCGGCCCCGGGACCCCCGGCCCUCCGGCCCCCACGGCGGAGAGAAGGCCUCCGCCCCCAGAGUGCAGGGGUGCAGCCCGCAGCAGCAGGGGCCUCGCAGACCCGCCGCCACCUGGCCCCAGGUGAGCUCAGCGCCAGGAUCCAGGAGCUUCCGCGGGUGACAACAGCAUGGCCGACGGCAAGGCCCGGUCUGCCCCCAGGACGCCCCCCUGCUCCCCAGGGGACCCCGUCAGGGACAGGCCGGAGGGGGCGGCCGAGGUGGCCGAGGUCAGCGCCCUAGAGGAGGCCUUCCGGCGCUUUGCGGUGCACGGGGACAGCAGGGCCAGCGGGCGUGAGAUGAACGGCAAAAACUGGACCAAGCUGUGCCGAGACUGCCAGGUCAUCGAUGGCCGCACUGUCACCGUCACUGACGUGGACAUCGUCUUCAGCAAGAUCAAGAGCAAGGGCUGCAGGACCAUCACCUUUGAGCAGUUCCGGGAGGCGCUGGGUGAGUUGGCCAGGAAGAGAUUCAAGGACAAGAAUGAGGAGGACGCCGUGCGGGAGGUUCACCACCUGGUGGAGGGCAAGGCCCCCAUCAUCUCAGGGGUCACAAAGGCGGUCUCAUCACCCACUGUCUCGCGGCUCACCGACACCAGCAGGUUCACGGGCUCCCACAAGGAGCGUUUCGACCCCUCGGGCCGUGGCAAGGGCAAGGCCGGCCGCGUGGACCUGGUGGACACCUCAGGCUACGUGUCGGGCUACAAGCAUGCAGGCACCUACGACCAGAAGGUGCAGGGGGGCAAGUAGCGCCCCCACUCCCCACAUCCCGCUGCGCAGCGCUGACCGUCUGCCUCCCCUCCCUCACUGACCUGCUAACCUCCCCCACCCUGUUAUCCGGCCAGGGCCGCCGAGGGCUCUCACACUGCUGGCCGGGGAACCCCGGGACAGAGCCUGUUGGGGUGCCGCACCCCAGACCCCAGAGCUGUGGGCAGGUGGGCUAACACACUAACCAGGGGCACGGACCUGUCAGGGGCUCAGGCAGCUGCGUACACAGACACACACACACACACACACACACACACACACACACACGCACACGCACACACAUAUAUGUGCACACACAACCACGCACAACACGCAGACAUGACUGUGCCCAGGCCCUUCACAGACACCCCCCCCCGGCACACGAGAGGCUCCCCUAAACCAGCAGGAGCCUGACAGCCUGUGACCCCCAGGCCCUGGGGAGGCCCAUCCCGGACCCCAGAGCUGAGCCAGGACCCUACCGGGCCUCGGGGCAGGGAACAUUCUCCCCGCCGUGGUGUCAGUCAGCAAGCACAGCCAGGAUGUCACCUUCACUGCCCACACACCUGUCCCUGUGUGAGCAACACUGCCUCCCCACGCAUGCCCUGUAUCACCUGACCUGCCCGUGUCCCCAUGUCAUGCACACGGCCCCCCAGCCCUGUGCGUGCAGCCCCGUCACACGCAUGUGUUUGUGUCAACUUGUACUAACCAUGGUGACUACAAACUAAUAACUCUGAGA